AUGUCGAAUGGCUGGGGCGUCCUCGUCGCCAAGUGCGACAAAUCCAGGUCCGCGAAGCACCUGGACAGGUCCGUCGACAGGAGCGGCGACGUCACCUCAGAGCCCUUCAGGGAGCAGCCCGACAUUGAGCUGCGCCUCACGAAGACGAUCGUGGGGCGUAUGCUCAUGAACGCGGAGGGAACCUCCCGCGCGCAGACGCAAGUUGCCGAUAUCCUCAUCGACAUGCCGUCCGUGAGCGCAAAGCACUGCGUCAUUACCUGCGACGAGCCCGAGGGCUCCGAUACGUACGUCAUCACCGUCACGGACCACUCCAGGCACGGUGUCCAGGUUAACAAGAAGAAGAUCUCGGGCCCCACGACGCUCUCGCACGGCGACGUCCUCACCCUCCCCUUCGGCAUGGACUACGAGUUCCUCGUUCUCGAUGACGGCGCUAAACCCAUGGCACCCAAACCCGCGGAGCCCAAGAGCGCAAAAAAGACCCCGGGCAAGCGCGCCAAGUCCGUCGGCAAGGCAUCGGCGGGCAAGAAGAAGGGCGCCUCUGAGGACGACGACGCUGCGGCCAAGCGCGCCAAGUCCGGCGAUGAUGACUCCCCUUCCGCCACCAAGAAGCUUUUCGCCGACGACACCAACGCGCUGGAAGAGGCGAAACAGCUCGAGGACGCUAACGCUAAACUCCGCGACGAGCUCAAGGCUGCCAAGGAGACGAUCGAGGAGCGCGAUCGCACCAUCGCCGAGCACAUCGAGUCGGCUGAAACGACCAAGGCUCAGUACGAAGAAGCGCUCGCCGCGGCUGCCAAGGAACACAAGGCCAAGCUCGCCGAACUCACCGCGGAUGCCAAGAGUCACGAUGCAAAUGUCGCCGCGAUGUCGGCGUCCUGUGAAGCCGCGAUCAAGUCCAAGGAAGAGAUGCAGGCGGCGCUCGAUCGAGCCGUCGCCGCGCGGGAAGGGGCGGAGAAGAACGCCGCAGAGACCGCCGCCGCGCUCGAAGAAGUUAAGGCUGCGCUCAAGGACGCCGAGGCUGCCGCCGCCGCCGCCGCCGAGAAAGCCGCGGAGGGAUCCAAGGAGCUCGAAGCCGAGAACGCGUCGCUUCGCGCCAAGCUCGAGGAGGAACGAACCACCACCGCCGAGAAGGCGGCUGAGAUUCGCGAGGCUCGCGAGAAACUCGAGGCGACUGAGGCGGACCUCGCCGUCGCCAAGAACGACGCCGACCAGCUCGCGAUCAAGCUCGCCGAGGCUAAGGCAUCCCUCGCCGCCGCGGUCAAGCGCGCGGAUGAGGCCGACACCUGCGCCGCGCCGCUUCGAGCCUCCGAGAACGAGGCUCGUCGCGUCUGUGCGCGAAAGGAGGAGGAGGCAAAGGCGAUGGCCGACAGACUCGCCGUCGCGAGGAUGGCGCACAAGCAGGCGAUGGCCGCGCUCAAGGAGGUCGGACUCCGCCUGGAGUACGACGGCACCGGUGCGGCCGCCGCCGAGGCUGACGCCGAGGCUACCGAGGCUGAGCCGAACACGGAACCUCCCACCAUGGAUGACGGGGCGGAGGAUGCGCCCAUGGACGCGGAUGGCGUCGCCGGCGCCACGCAGGCAGCCCCCGGGGACUUUGAGACGGAAGACGCCAUCGACGAGGAACCCCGAGAGACCGAGAACGAAGGCGAUAGGAUAGUCGGCAUGGACGUGCUGUACGCGUCCGUGCCCGCGUCCGAGGUGCCCGCGUCCGAUGUUCCCUCGUCCAUGGAUGACGGGUCCGAGGAUGAGCCCGUCCCGGACACGGAGCUCGCCGCUCCCGCGGAGGGCGCCUCGCCGGUCGCCGCGAUGGCACCGCCGAGCCCGCGCGAGCAGCCCGAGUCCGCGGCGCGCCACAGCGUCGGUGCGGCGACACAGGAGGCCGCGGCGGUACUCGGCGGCGGGGAGCUCGGAGGGGCGCCCGCCGAGGAGGAGGGCGAAGAAGAGAAGGAGGAGAAAGAAGAGGAGGCGGAGGACGUCUCCUCCGGAUCUGACGCCGAGGAGAAGGGCUCCGAGUCGGAGGAUACCGAGGAGGUCGAGGAGGAGGAGCCCGAAGCUGCGGGGAAUGCCGUCGAGGAGCCCGAGGCUGAGGAGCCCGAGGCUGAUGAGCCCGAGGCUGAUGAGCCUGAGGCUGAGGAGCCCGAGGCUGAGGAGCCCGUUGAGCCGGCGCUGGUUGCCAAGGUUGCGGUGCCCGAGGAGGAGAAGGAAAACUCCGCCCCCGUCGACGCGAGUGUCGGGAAGGAGUUGCCCUUCAGCUCCGAGGUCGAGGACGUCGCGGCGGUGCCCCUCUCCUUUUUGGAGGACUGA
Messenger RNA from Micromonas commoda, 2304 nucleotides. RefSeq lists its product with no specific name. The record is from RefSeq and is a predicted model, not a curated record. Gene Ontology annotation, molecular function: protein binding. The coding region runs from base 1 to 2304 and encodes 767 amino acids. Lineage: Eukaryota; Viridiplantae; Chlorophyta; Mamiellophyceae; Mamiellales; Mamiellaceae. The transcript is spliced from 2 exons.